This is a messenger RNA of Podarcis lilfordi (Lilford's wall lizard), 12695 nucleotides long. Lineage: Eukaryota; Metazoa; Chordata; Lepidosauria; Squamata; Lacertidae. The record is from the annotation of a GenBank genome assembly.
AUGGCGGGAGGGACGAACGCGGCCUCGGGGCGGCCUCGGCUUUGGCGCCGCUUCCUCCUCCUCCUCCUCGGGGCCGUGGUCCUCGCGGUGCCGGUGGGCGGCUCAGGUAAGCGGGCGGGAGGAGGGCGGGCUCGAGAAUCGCAGGGGCGCCGAGCUGCGAGGGACGGUGCCAGAAUCUCGACUGAGCUGCCUUCCCUUCCCAAGGCAGGUGUUGCAUUUCUAGCCUGAAGCGCCCCGUGAUCUUCGGAUGAAGGGCACCAUAGAACAUUACUACUAAUAAAAAUAAUUGACACGAAAUGUACAGUUUCGUUAAAAUGCUGCAAAUGCCACCCAAAACUAGACAGCAUAAUUUAUCCGUGGUCUUGUUUGGGAAGUGAAGGCAGAAAGGCGACGUGAUUUGUUCCUGGGCUUUGACAUAAGAGGCUUUAGUUUGGUGUUUCCCAAAAUGUUCAUAAUUAAUUGACCAAAGAAUUGGAACUGAGGGACCUAGCUCUAUGUGAGACAACUUUAUGACAAUUGUUAUAUAUGGUAAGGUACUACUACUAAUUGUAUCCUGCUCAUCUGACUUGAUUGCCCCGGCCACUCUGGGAGGCUUCCAAUGUACUGUAUAUAAAAACAUAAAUGUUGUCAGGCACUACGUUUCUGUUAUUUACCAGCAAAUCUCAAGAGAGCAAACUGGAAAUGCCAGAAAUGCUUGGCUAUGAAUUUGGGGUAUAUUAAGUUUCCUUUAGCUGUAAAUGAUGGCACUCGUUUACUGGCAAGUGUCAGAUUUGAACAGCCCAGGUGAAAAUUGUUGGUAAAAGGCAGGAUUCACUAAACUUCUGACACUGACAGUGCAGUCCUGUGCCUGCUAACUUGGAAGAAAGUCCAGCUGAAUUUGAUAAGGCUUCCCCCCAGCAGUGCCAUUUCCUGGAGGCGCAGGAAAUCAGCGCAGAGUAUGAUUUUAAACAAUUGAAAACAAUAGCUUUAUCCGCAUCUCCAGUGGCUCUAAAACCUAAGUAUAUUUAACUGUAUUGUGCUUGUUUGUUCCUUGCUAAUCCUUGCACUUUCCUUCAUGCAUGCACACACUCCAUAGUGAAAUUUAGUUUCUAACUUCCUGAGACAGGAACCUUUUUAGUUAUUCUGCAAAGCAGCCUUCUCUAACCUGGUACCAUCCACAUGCUGUUGGACUACAACUCCAUCAACCUCAACCUGCAUGGCUAUUGGUGAGGGAUGAUGGGCACUGUAGUCAAAAAUUUCUGGAGGACACCAGGUUGGGUGCUAUAUUCAUAAAAGUAUUCUCCCCCCCCCCCCCCAGGAUUCACAAGUUACUUUUUGCAUGCUUGUGAAUUGUUUGAAAUUUCCUCUUUGCCAAGCACACAUACGUACUUUUUAUAGCGCGUUGCAGAAUCUACACAAUCAGGUGCUUGCCCUGAGGAUCUUAAAAUUUCAAAUUCAACGUAGGAGAAAAAAACAUGGUGGUAUGUGUAGAAGGUGCGUGUGUACAUGCAUGUCCAUGAAUGUGCAGGCUCCCUCUCAUUGUCCACUACGUGUAGAUUUUGGGGCACCAAACCCUGUGUUAGUGGCUGCUUUUAAGUUGCCUAUUGCAGUUCAUUGGUGGGGUAUAACUUGUGUGAAAAUGAAUAGUGAUGUUUUGGAAUUUUUUGUGUCCUCUUGCUAAUACUGCUCUCGGAAAUAGUGCUUUCUUGGUGUAGGCUAGAGAGCAUCAUUCCAGCACCUUACGAAUAGACUAAUCCUGAUCUACAUUUUGUAUAAAACAACCCAGUUCCCUCAAUUCUCUCUUUUUAAAAAAAUGAUAUUUAUUAAAAUUUCAGAGAAUACAAGAAUUACACAAAAACAAAAAGUAAAAAUACAAGAAAAUACAAAAUACAAAAAAAGAGUAAAAGACACUUAAAAAGAAAAAAAGAAAAAUAAAAAUGGAUCAAUCUUUCCAUAACUUACAUUCAUAUCCUUGUUUCCCUGACCUCCUCAUACCUCCCUUUUUUGUAUUCCAGUUCAAUUAGUUAAGUCAGCAAUUUCUUCCCUCUUUGUUUUCUCAUGAUUCUUUAACUUAAUAUACUAUAACUUUAAAUUUUCAUCUGUUAUCAGUCCUUUUUUACCUACACCUUUAUAACAUUACUGCUUAAACCACCUAGCUUCAUUCCAACAUCAUUCUAACAUUCAUUAAUUUUACAAUAUUUCUGUAAAUAGUCUUUAAAAUUUCUUCCAAUCUUCUUCCACCGACUCUUCUCCCUGGUCUCGGAUUCUGCCAGUCAUUUCCGCCAAUUCCAUGUAGUCCAUCACCUUCAUCUGCCAUUCUUCCAGAGUGGGUAGGUCUUGUGUCUUCCAAUACUUUGCAAUAAGUAUUCUUGCUGCUGUUGUAGCAUACAUAAAGAAAGUUCUGUCCUUCUUUGGCACCAUUUGGCCGACCAUGCCCAGGAGAAAGGCCUCUGGUUUCUUCAGAAAGGUAUAUUUAAAUACCCUUUUCAUUUCAUUAUAAAUCAUCUCCCAGAAAGCCUUAAUCCAGUUCCCUCAAUUCUCAGGCAGCAACUCUGAUUUCAGGCAAAGAUCUUGCAAAUGUCUUUAACGCAGUCCUUGGUUAUUGUUUGAACUCAGUAGAUCGAGUGUUGCCUCUUGAAGAUCAUCGCAUGCAAAAAGAGAAUUCCUCUAAGCAGUUUUGCUACACAAACAAGGUGACCCCAAAAUGGCAUGACAUAUGGACCAGAAUUCAGGUAAGAAAUGGAAUCCUUUAAGUUUCAGGCAGUUGAUGAACCUCAGCCGAACUUUCUGUCUGCAUACUUGCUAACAAAAAUCAAGGGAACUAAUCCUAGAUUAUGUAAAUCUCUGUUAAGUAGCUACAUGUAGCUUUCAUAAAAACCUCCAUUGUCUUUUGUUUUUCAGCAUACUGGUUGGGAGUGUGUGGUGGAUGAACGAUAUGUGGUGCUGUGUAAUGCAUUUCUCAAGGCUCAGAAUUGGAGCCAUGAUUACUGUUGAAGUGCUCUACUGUGUUACUGUGAAGCUAGUUUUGUAUACAGUCAUACCUCAUGUUACGUUUGCUUCAGGUUGAGCGUUUUCAGGUUGCAUCCUGCAGCAACCCGGAAGUACUGGAACGGGUUACUUCCGGGUUUCGCUGCUCGCGCAUGUGCAGACGCGCAAAAUGACGUCACUCGCAUGCGCAGAAGUGGCGAAUCGCGACCCACACGUGCACAGAAGCGGGUUGCGUUCUUUUCAGGUUGCGAACGGGCCUGUGGAACGGUUCCCGUUCGCAACCAGAGGUACCACUGUACAGUAUAGUCAAAUGUUUUCUCUGUGCCUUCUCAUUCUGUUUCAAGUUGUAUUAUACAGUCGUUAAAAUAAACUUUUAUUCAAAAGAGCAUUCUGUGUUAUAGAAUGAUGUUCAUAGGUUCAGGCUUUGAGAAAAAUAGAUUGUUAUCAUGGUUGGAGAUGAAAGUCAAAGACAAGGUCAUCUCUUGGAGCCCCAGUUAUGCUGCAGAUUGAUGUAGCUGACAAAUAUGGAACCUGUAGUCCUCCAGAUACUGUUGGAUGAUAUCUCCCAUCAUCCCUGACCAUUGACUAUGCUGGCUGUGGUUGAUGGCAUAUGGAGUGCAUCAACAUCUAGAGGGCCACAGAUUUCCUAUCCCUUAGUUAGUUAGUUACUUAUCUAUCUCUAUGGGUAAUGCAAACUCUCCAUACACUAUUUGUGAUUUACCCAACUACAGUAAUGGUUGGCAGAUGUCUGUGCUUUCCCUAUUCAUUUCACAGUAUUUACCAGCAUUACAUAAACUGAGUAGUAUUCUUAUACCCAGGUAAUGGAAUGUUGCAUAUUUGAGCUCCAAUCCUAACCCCACUUAGCUGGGAGUAAACUCUGUUGAAUUCAGUAGAAUUUACUUCUGAGUAGACAAGGUUAGGAUUAUGCUGUUAAUCUUUCUUCCUUGCUGGGUGCCUUUGUUAUUUGUGGGAGAGGGUUGACUAUGCAGCUACUGAAGAAGAGAAGUUGGAAAAUAGAAAAGAUUGGUUGAAAAUGGCACGAUAGCCGGGGGAAGGGACUUGUGCUGUCAUAGGCAAGGUCAAGUAAGUGCUCGCAUCACUUUGAACAAUGGAGAUGCAUACUUGUUGCAGCAAUGAUUGCAGUUACUAUCACCAGUGCUUAACUGCUUGUGUCCUGGGAAACAGCAGUUUCUCCAAAACAGGAUCAAUAAUUUAGUGAUGACUGUUGCUCCUGCCCACCCACUUGAGCCACCAUGUCUGGAAAGGCUCUCAGCCUUGAUUGAAUGGAAUACUGACACAGUCUCUUGUAAACUUGUUUUGCUGCUCAGUUGUUUGCAUAAUGAAGUUCAGCACUGGAACUUUGGCUAUCUGUCUCCUCAUUCUCUCUCCCUGCCCCCGCCCCCACCCCCAUCCUGAUCCUGAUUUUUCCCUUUCUGAUCCUGUUCCUUCAAGUGAAUGCUUAUACUUUUCCUUUAUAAUAAUUGUACAUUAUACCAAUCUUACUAGCUUCCUUUGUUGGCACGCUUUCCAAAAGCCCCUUUCUCUUCCUUGGUACUUUCCUCUGAACCAGCCUGUCAUUCAUCUUUGUAGCGUGCAUUUCAUAAUGGUACAUAAGUUUUGUGUUGUUUAUUUAGAUACCACUUGAGUGGUGAUAUUCUGAUUUUUCUGUAUUUUAAUGUUGGAAUCUCCCUUGUGGCUAACCCUUUCCUACCUCUGUCUUUUGCAGAUACGAGUAAAAAGCAGCAAGAUGAUCCGAGUCAUCCAGGUGGAAAAUGAGGAAAAGCUUAAGGAACUGGAGGGAUUCAAUGUGUGGAACUACAUCGGCUUCUUCUUCAAAGAGAAACUCAAUGACACCUAUGUUACUGUAGGUCUCUACAGUAAUAAAACUUGCUUGAAAGUUGAUGUGCUUGAAGAAGGCUCCAAUUACACCAUCAUCGUUGCUCGUAGUAUGUCCUCUUUUACCUUAGUUGCUGGCUUACUGGGGAAGCUGUCAGUUGUGCAUCUAGUACUGCUAAAUGAAUUAGAUUAAGCUGCUUACUUCCUGAUACUGUGAACUGCAGGCCUUCUGGUUGCACAGAAAUGUAGUAGUGAUGCGAGGGCAGGAAUAUCAGGACACUAGCUGGCAAGUGAGUUAUGUAAUCUAGAUGCUUUGUACUACAUGUGGUGCCAUAAGUAGGAUGAAUACUAGGAUUUCAUGCUGAUGUCAGAGGCUUCACUAUGUCAGGUUAAUGGAGAAGUUGAUUCAUUUUGGGAGGGUCAAAUAAGUCGCAGUGACCCAAAGUUCUUUUUAUCUUUUUAACGAGAUGUAAGCUUGACUUAUAUGGUAUUCUUCUGGUUUUGGUGAUCUCUUACCAUUCCUUGUAAAAACCUAUGUGUCCAGAAUAUUUUCUAUUGCAAAAUGGAGACAUGACACUCGUAUCCCAAAUGUUUUUUAAAAGUAGAUCCUAUUGCUUAGUGUGAAAUUUCAAUUAAUGGUUCAUUCUUCUAUACUUGGGUGCAAAUACCCAUCACUUGUGAAUGACACAUAUGCACUGAUCCUGUAUAUAUUGCACAGGAGCUUGGCCAUUUCAGUAUGCAUGCACCUUUUGCAAUUAGUGAACUGCUGUGUGUGUAUUAUCUCACAGUACCAAAGUUUGAGUAAAGUCAAAAUUUGUUCAAUUCAUUUUUGUAUUUUAUUUGGGAGGGAUGUUGAUGGUGAGAACUACUAUUUUAAGGGAAAGUAUUAACUGCUUGAAUGAGUUAUGUGCUAUGCUGUGUUGUUUCUUCUUGGUAAGUUAGUGAAGGGACAGGUUACCCAAACCCAGGUAACCUGUCCCUUCAUUAGGAUGUAGUGUGCUUGUUCCUACAGUAGAUCAGCAUUCUUAUGUUGCUGCACAGGAACUUUGUACUCUGCCCUUUGAAUUAAUUCUAGAUUUGCACAAAGAGUAUAGGGUAGUUUGGGAUGAUGCGAUGCCCUAUGAAAGACAGGAAGCGGUCAUCACAAGUGUUGUGUGUCUGGCAGUAUUGCUAUAUGAAGCCUCAUCAUAAAUGGGCACUUGGUCUGACAGCAUUUGAGGUCACCUUACACCCUAAUUCAAAAGAUGUAGCAGCUCAAAGGUCAGUUCAACACAAUGGAUGAACUGUUUCAUUUUCUUGCAGCAUUUGAUCCCAAGCUCUUCGUGGUUACAUUUCUGGGCCUUCUGCUGUUUUUCUGUGCUGACUUGAUGAGCAGGUGAGCACUGUAAUGGGCGGCAGAAAUGCCAGACACAAUCUACUGCAGCCAUCUGCUUGGCCUGUAACAGCUACCAGAUUGAUCUUUCCUGUCUAAAGCAAUGGUAGUAGGUUAUAUGGUUUUUGUUUUAAUAAUGAAAGGCUAAUGCAGGGGUUGGGAACCUCAGACUCAGGAGCAAAAUAUUCUCCCCCAUCCCAGGGCUCUCUGUCUGGCCUUUGAGACCCGGGACUCAGGACUGCCUGUCUCCAGCUGUGCCAUGGCUAGCAAAGGACAUGCUGCUUCUUUGUUCCACAGAAAGUUGCCUUUUGCUCUGCUAAAUCAUGGCUAUGCUGCCCCCAGUGUCUCUGUGGACUCAUGGCUUUGCAGGCUUUGCCAGAAGCAACAGAGAGAACAAUCUCCACCUCCACAUGGCAACUGUAAACUCCGGCUUGUUACCCAAAGGCCAGCCAAAGGUUUUGGCUCUUGGUGUAUUCCAGCCAUUUUCCCUUGUUCUUGUGGCUUGUGUUGAAUAUUUGCUGCUCCUGACAACCUUUGUGGACGUAUAGAUGUUAUUCCUGCACAGCAACUGAAAUAACAAUUGUUUUUGCAGAAGUCCACUUUUCUUCUAUUCGGCUGGAAUAAGCAUUGGUGUGCUAAGUUCAUUGCUAAUUGUCAUCUAUGUAAUGUCCAGAAUGGUGCCCAAGGUGAGUGAAAGUACUGUUCUAUUGACAAUACUAGACUCUUUGACAACAAGCAUCCAGAAAGCCAUGAGUUCAGAGUUCAUCUUUCCAAAUGUUUAAGCUUUAAUUUCAAGUGCCUUAUUCAGACUGUCCAUGGCUUAAAGAACACGCAGGACAUAUUGACCACCCAGUCUUGGCUAGAGGGAUUGUCUUCCAUACAGCUUUGUUGUCCAUAUUCCUCCUUUCACUGUUUUAAGUUAGCAAGAGGAAUGAGUGAGGUGGCAGCAGCAAGAGGAGAGGAAGCAGGAUGUACAGCGGUGCUCUUUCCCUUGCAAAUGAGGAACUGACAGACGUAAUAAUCAUUGACCCUAGAGAGGGGAAUAAUUGAAAAUAGGGGAAAGAGAAACAUUUGCUUGCUGUGGGCAGAUGAACAUGGCAGAGUGGGAUUUUUAUUGCACCCUUCUCAAUAUAUGGCUCUUGCCUGAUAUAUAGUAGCUCAGAAGCACUUUAGUGCACGUUUUUGUUGGAAUCUGGACUAACUUAAUAUGAUAAAUACUUUACUACUGUGGUUGCCAUAUAUAUUAGAAAAAAGUUAAAUAAUUUUUGGCAGUGUGUGUGUAUGUGUUAGUGGGUAUAUUCCAUUUUUGCUUGACUACAUUUCGCCAGUUUACCAUAUGCAAAUUCAAAUGUUAGUGGUUGUGCAACUGCUUUUAAAAAUCCCAGUUGUGGUAUUUUGCAAUGUAGGAAAACCCAUGGCAUCAACCUCACAGUUCAAAUGGUAUUUUUCCCUAUGAGAAAAAAAUGGCAUUCAGCAAAUGAAAAUGCCCGUCUUUGGACAAGUCUAGUCAUCUGAUAGUUAAAUAGCUGCUUGAAUUGAAAUUGCCUGUUUCUUAUUGUGUUUCAUAUUUCAUAUUGUGGAGUUGUGAAAAGUGUUUGUGUGUCCUUUGUGAAAGCGUUUGGACCAAGUCAAGUGCAGAUACACAGUUCAGUGGGGUUUAAGUAGAGGGCCAUGGCUGCCCCGCCCCCUGCAAUCCCUCAUUCAGCACCGAAAUUGGCCACUGUAGUCUAAGACCUGGUUCUCAUAAGUGGGUAAAAUGGGUAAACCUGUGUCUCAGUGGUAUGCAUCAAAUGAUUUAAUCCUCUUCCAUUAAAAAAAAAGACCCUCUCCCUGCAUGUAGAGUGCUGGGAAGAAGGGUUCUAGUAGGGCAUGUUGUGUUGUGUGAGCCCCCACCUGCAACCUGCAUAGUACAGUCUACAUACAGGUUUGCCACUCUGCUUGCUGUUGUGAGAACUAGGCCAAAUGCUUCUCAUCAGUCCCAACCAAAGAAUCUGGCCUAACUUUAUCUUGCCAGGCUAUGCUGAAAUAUGCCUGCCUGCCAGAACCCAGCCAUAGAAUUUAAAUUGUGCAGUUUGCAUAUGGUAACAACCUAGUAGUGUUGUAUGCCUAAUUUAGGGCAAGCUGGAUUGUCUGCUCUGUCAAGAAUGCAAAAAUAGCUUUCUUGUUCUUUUUGUGCCCUAGAAAAGUCCCAUCUACCUCAUGCUAGUGGGAGGCUGGUCUUUUUCUGUUUACCUUAUUCAGCUGGUCUUCAGAAACCUGCAGGAGAUCUGUAAAUUGUACUGGGAAUAUCUGCUGGGUGAGUAUUUCUUGACUUUCUGUGCUUUCUUUUUCAUCAAAGCCUGUGCCUUAGGCUAAUCUUCAUAUUUUUGAGUGUUUCUAGAAUUAUAGAAUCAUAGAAUUUUAGAAUUGGAAGUAGCACCAAGGGUCAUCUAGUCCAAUCCCCUGUAAUGCAGGGAAAUCCAUUGCCUUCACACUUGGGAAAUGCUUAGCCUCCACACUUCAUCCUCAGCUCCCAAUUAGCUUGAGUAAAGAGUACCUAGAGAAGAAGAAGAAGAGGAGUUUGGAUUUGAUAUUCCGCCUUUCACUCCCUUUAAGGAGUCUCAAAGCGGCAAACAAUCUCCUUUCCCUUUCUUCCACACAACAAACACUCUGUGAGGUGAGUGGGGCUGAGAGACUUCAAAGAAGUGUGACUGGCCCAAGGUCACCCAGCAGCUGCAUGUGGAGGAGCGGAGACGCGAACCCGGUUCCCCAGAUUACGAGACUACCGCUCUUAACCACUACACCACACUAGAGAUCUAAUUAAGGCGAAUUUAGCUGCAUUGAUAUUUGUUCACACCAAAAUGACAGCUAAAAAGUGUUCAGCAAAUUCUGCUGAAGUAUGAUUUGGAGUCACUUAAACAGAAAUUUAAGUGAAACUGGUAUUUGGAUGGUGACUCCUACUGGGAUGAGGCACUGGGGUGGGAGUUAUGGAGGAAAUAAUGGCAUCAGCUAUACUACUGGUUACAGUGGUACCUUGGGUUACAUACGCUUCAGGUUACAGUCUCUGCUAACCCAGAAAUAGUACCUCAGGUUAAGAAAUUUGCUUCAGGAUGAGACAGAAAUCACACGGCGGCAGUGGGAGGCCCCAUUAGCUAAAGUGGUGCUUCAGGUUAAGAACAGUUUCAGGUUAAAAAUGGGCCUCUGGAACGAAUUAAGUACUUAACCCAAGGUACCACUGUAUUGCAUGUUUCAGGCUUCUAGUUAUGCAGUCCUUCUCGACCGUACCAAACCCUGACUUGGUUUUGAUCUUGAGAGGUUUUUCCUUUUAAUAUCCCAUGUGAGAAGCACACACUGUGAGCACAGGAGUCAUUGAUUUAAUUACACUUGGUAUGAUACAACCUUUCUAGAUAAGCAUCCCAUUCAUUUUAAGGCUUUUUGGUCCAGUCUUCCUAGAGCAGACUGUGUAAAAGACCUGAGUUCUUGGCUUUUGUUGCCUUCUGGAAUCUGCUGUUGGCAACAUGUUUUAAUUCUCUUGCUGUUAGGGAAUAGUCAGUGUUUUCUAUCUAUUUCUGGCUGAUUUAGCACAUUGUUUUGCUUCCUGGGGUGGUGCUUCAUUCAUUAAGUCACUCACCAUGAGGAUAGUUUAGGCUCCAGAUUAAAAACAAUUCUUGGAGUAUCUCUUUAUGUUUCUUCCUUUAUUUCCUUUCCUUUCUUUGCAGGUUACUUGCUCGUUGUAGGGUGUAUCAGCUUUGCAGUGUGCUACAAAUAUGGGCCCUUGGAGAACGAACGCAGCAUCAAUCUUCUCACUUGGGGUUUGCAGGUUCUUGGCUUGCUUUUCCUCUACGCAGGCAUCCAGAUACGGCAGAUCGCCAUCGCACUGAUCGUAAUUGCAUUCUGCACUAAAAACCUGGAGUACCCAGUCAUGUGGGCCUAUGCUAUCUACAGGUGACGGAUGGGAAGCAGGGCAUUACUCAUCCUAGAAGGCACAAUCCAAUAAUAGACAUUAAUAGACUAGUAAGAUAAGGUGUGUGCUUGUGUUUGUGUGUAUGUACUCAAAACACAGUGAAAUUUCUAACGUACGAGAGAACAAGGAUUGCCUAUUCAAAGAUCACUUACUAUAUUUCAUUCAGUGUUGGCCAAGUCUGUAGUUUAUAUCUGGAUAAUCAGAAGGAGAAUGAAUACUUUUGCAUAUAUAUAUACAGGGAGUGUCUGGACACUCCUGUAGAGGAUAGUUGCUCAGAAUGAGAUGAUUGUUGUUAAUCAUUUAAACACUUAAAAUUCUGGGGCACUGUGCAGCAAUCUGCUGUGCAGCAUAUUAGAUUGUAAAACUAUAUUGUUUCUUUAAUAUACUAGUGUAAAGGAAUGGAGAGGAAAGGAAAGAGGAAAGCAGGCAAAUUCACGUACCAGUUGUUAAAAGUUAUAGCAAGUUAUGUAAUUGGGUAAAGUUUCUUUUAAUGACCAGUUGAAAUAGGUGCUAUGGGGACAGUGUUCAAAAAGGAGGACCCAUUGACUGGAUCCCAGCCAGCUCAGUCAGACCUCAAUCGCAGCAUUCAUGUGCCACUGUAAACCAUCGUUUUACUCCUCCCUGAUUCUCUCCUCCUUCGUAAGGUGGGGCAGAAACAAACCAUGAUCCUGGCUUACUGCUGAAUCCAAACAAGGAUUAUGGUUUGUUUUGCUCCAAAGUUUGCUUUCUCAUCAUGGUUUGUUUGAAUAAAACAAAACAUGAUCUCCAGUUCAGAUGUGAUGCCAAGCCAGGGAUUGUGGUUUGUUUCCUUUGCAUACUAGUGGGGAGGAAUGAAGCAGACAUAUUUACAGUAAGCCAUUACUUAUGGUUUACAGUGAUGUUUGAACAUACCCAUUAUCUCUUUUUUCCUCCCUCAGGUGAAGCCAGGUGAAAUGGUAGCUAAUGGAAACAGGUUGUGGGAGGGGGAAUAGCUAACCUAAUGCUUUAACCCCCAAUUAAUGGGUAUGCUUUUGAUCCAUGCAGCCUGUAUGGUGGAAGCUGGGUUGAAUUGUUGGUGAGCUUGUUCUGGAUGUUGAGUGGCAAAUAUGGUCAAAUGGAUAUUGUGUUGAAACCAUUAAAAUUGGGAUUUCAGUUGCUGGAUUGAAACAUACCACUAGAUGGUGCCUUCAGAGAUUUUUGCAAGCUCUAUCUCCCUCUAAAGACCAGCAUCAUGUUUAGAUGCCUGGGUCCUCCUGCUCUCUGUGUCUUUUCUUCUGUCAGGUGGGCCUAUGAGCAUAGCAUAUGAGAACAUAUAUAUUUACAAUACCUGGCAAACCUCUUUUCAAUUGAACUUUACAGCAGUAAGACACAAGAGACGUAAGACUGCUCAAGGCAUAAAAUUUGAGGCUGGGAGCGAAUCGCCCUAAAAAGACAAUCGGUCUGUAAAAGGUCUCUCUUUGGGUCUGAUGUAAGAAAAUGACACACAGGUCUGAGGUCUGUUCAAAUGUCUACCUAGUGUUCAUUAACUCAAAGAAUACCCUACUCAGAUUACUGCCAAUUUGUGUUUAGUUGUUGUGCAUCACAAGACUGUCUUGGGAAGAACCAUCAAGAUAAUGCAGUAAGACUAGUGGGACAGAAUCUUUCUGAAGAAGGUCUAGUCCUAGUCAAAAAUCACAGUCUUGUGCCCUUUUGGUACAGACUCCCAGUUGCACCUAUUCUAGUGAAGCUCAAGAGUAAACACUGUUUCCUGAGCUGCUCAAGGGUUCUUGGAAGGCACCAGGCUUUGAUGUUCAGACUUGCAGCUGCCACUAAUGUCAUUGCUAUCCUAGCAGGAAGGUCUCCACAGCCCCAGAAAAGCCCAGCCCACCACGUCUGCUAACUGAGGAGGAGUACCGGAUACAGGGGGAGGUGGAGACACGCAGAGCCCUGGAGGAAUUGCGGGAGUACUGCAGCAGCCCAGAAUUCUCUGCCUGGAAAGCAGUCUCCCGCAUCCAGUCUCCCAAGAGGUACUGUCCAAGAUGAUUAGAAGAUGGGAGGGGAAAGCUGCAUGGUGCUAUGGGAUCCUUAUACCCUUUGGGAGCCUUCAAAAGGGCAGCCUGGUUACAAACUCAGCUAUAGGAGGGAAGUGGGAUCUGGGGUAGUUAAGGGAAGGGGGGGAAUGAGAUGCAGGUUUGAAGCUGGCUUCUCUGCUAGUGCCACACGCCAGGAAAAACUACCAAGUGUGCAUUGCUUUAUUGAGUGCAUGCUACACAUGGGGGCUAUUCCCCUGGCCAUGCCUGCAGUUUGGACUGACAAAUGUUUAAUUGGCCCAUGUUACAUGCAUUUCAUGGCAGGCCAUUAAAUAAAAGUCAGACAUCUGCUGGUUGCUGCAGUACUCUCACUGCUCUCUGCUGGUUUUUCCCCAGAUUUGCUGAUUUUGUAGAAGGUGCUUCGCAUGUGGUCCCCAAUGAGGUCUCUGUCCAUGAGCAGGAAUAUGGGCUGGGAGGUUCUUUUCUGGAGGAUCAGCUCUUUGAAGAGGAAGAUGGAGAGCGAGACUACAGCUUUGAAGAAGAGGAACGUGUGGACACCUUUAGGGCCCAGAGACAUCUAAUUUUCUGA